UUCAAAAAUCGUCGUCUUAUUAAUAGUUAGUCCGUCGAGCUCAGACUCAUCAGCUAAGAGCCUGACCGCCGUCAACGGCGGAGCUCCGAGGAUCGAGCUGAGAUCUCGACGUUGGCCGGCGGCGGAGCUCCGAGGACAAGAAACCGUGAACGGUCUCUAACUCUUAGAUGUUCGUUGCAUCAUGUUUCUUGUUUUAAGGUCGUAAAAUUGAGGUUUCAGAACGUUGAAUUUCUUUUGAAAAUAGCAGGAGGAAGAAUAUGGCGGGGGCAUUCAUCGGUGGCGCAGCCUUAGGUGCUGCAUUCGGCGAGCUGUUUUCUGUAAUCAAGAAUUUAGGCGAGAGGGCGAUCAAUUUCAGUUCUGUUCUUAAGGAGAUCGAAUUCAAGGUGAAGGCUAUAUUGCCACUGCUUAAAGAAAUUGAUGGCCUGAAUGAAGCCCUGGGGUAUACGAAAGAAGAAAUGGAGAAGUUGAGAAACCUAAUAGAAGAUGGCAAGAGGCUACUUCUUAAGUGUGGCGAUGAUAAAUUGGGGAAGCUUAAGUGGCUGAAGACACCGAUUUACACAGGGAAGCUUCGUGAAUUGGAUGCUUCAAUUCGAAGUUUCAUGGACGUUUUGCAGUUGCAAACGGCUAGAGACAUGAAGAAGAACUUGACGAUGACGGAAAAAUUGAUGGAAACCCGUAGAAAUCCUGAUACCAAUGGUGGGGUAAGCAAUACGGUGGAUUCGCGGCCAUGUCAGGUUCCCGAUCUUGGAGAAGAAAGCGUUGGAUUGAACAAGCCAGUUGAGGAAUUGAAGGUGAAGCUUCUUAAAGAUGGGGUUCGAAUGUUGGUAGUGACAGCUCCUGGAGGUUGUGGAAAAACCACACUUGCCGUAAGGUUUUGUCACGACAAGCUAAUCAAAGAUAAAUUCCAGAACAUAUUAUUCCUCACAGUUUCAAGUAAACCAGAUACGAAGCACAUCUUAAAAGAUGUAAUUCUAAGCCUCAAGUGGCCUAAAGUACUGUCUUAUUCUCAAGAGGACGAACAGACACUCUGGUCUGAAGCUCGAUGGCUGGGACAAUCAAGUUCAAAUCCUGUAUUGAUCGUGUUGGACGAUGUCUGGGAAGGUUCAGAAUCAGAAUGCCUUCUUUCCAAGUUCCUCCUCAUGCCCAACUGCAAAAUUUUGGUCACCUCUAGAUUCAAGUUUCCUAGAUUUGGUGAGCCGUAUUACUUGGAACCCUUGAACCAUCAAGAUGCGAGGGAACUGUUUCAUCGCUCGGCAUCGCUGGAUAAAAAACCAAGGUUCCCAGAUGAAGAGAUUGUAGAAAAGAUAAUAAGGGGUUGUAAGAGAUUCCCACUUGCUCUGAAAGUGGUUGCAAGAUCACUUUCUGGUAGAGCUGCAUCGGUUUGGAAAGUUGCAGAGAGGAAAUUAUGUAGAGGAGAUUCUAUUUUGGGUUCUGAGAGAGAACUUAUGGAAUGCCUCCAAAGCAGCUUAGAUGCAAUCCCAGAUGAGAAUAUGGUAAUCAAGGAGUGUUUCAUGGACUUGGGUUCGUUUCCUGAAGACCAGCGAAUUCGUGUGGCUACAUUCAUUGAUGUUUGUGCAGUAUUGUAUGAACAAGAUGAAUGUGAAGCAAUGACAAACCUUGAAGGGCUUUCGACUAGGACACUGGUUAGCUCUGUCUCUUUGAGAAAUGAAGCAUGUGAAGAUGAUUACCACAGCGAGUCCUAUUUUACGCAGCAUGAUGUUCUUAGAGAGUUGGCUAUCCAAUUGAUUAAUGAGAAGCCCGUAGACCAAAGAACAAAGUUGCUUUUGGACAUUAACAGAAAUGAUUUCCCUAAAUGGUGGUCUGAAAAAGAGAUGCAACCCUCCAAUGCUCGCCUUCUAUCCAUAACAACAGAUGAGACGUUCUUAUCAUGUUGGCCUGACAUGGAAGCAACUGAAGUUGAGGUUCUAAUUCUAAAUCUUCUGUCAAAAACUUACAACUUGCCCGAGUUCAUGAAUAGAAUGAAUAGAUUAAAAGCUCUGAUUGUCACGAAUUAUGGACUACUUCAAACUGAAUUGGGCGGUGGUUAUCAACUAACCAACUGUUUGUCAAGGCUAGAAAGAAUCAGGCUUGAACGAAUUUCAAUUCCUCCUUUUAGUAAUCAGAACUUGAAACCACUGUCACAUCUUAAGAAAAUAUCGUUCUAUAUGUGUAAAGUUGAUAAAGCUUUCACAAACUGCUCAACCCAGAUCUCGACUGUGUUGCCUAACUUACUUGAGAUUUCCAUAGACUUCUGCAACGAUUUGAUGGCUCUCCCUAUUGGACUAUGUGAAAUUGUCAGCUUGGAGAAGUUGAGCAUUACAAACUGUCAUGGACUAACUUUGUUACCAGAAGAACUUGGGAAGUUGAUUGAUCUAAAAACUCUAAGGCUUAGAUCUUGCAUUCAUUUGAAGGAGUUGCCAGAAUCAAUCUCGAGGCUCCAAGAAUUAGUCAAUCUUGACAUAUCUCAUUGUCUUGGCCUUACCAAGCUUCCAGAAAAGAUUGGCAAGUUGCAGAAGUUGGAAAAGCUUAAUAUGUGGAGCUGUUCGAUCUCCAAGCCCCCAGCAUCACUAAGAAAUCUAAAAAACUUGAAGACAGUAGUGUGUGAAAAGGAGAUAGCAAAAUGGUUUAAUAUUGUCUCACCUCGGCUUCGGAAACUGGUAAAAGAACACACGGAAGAAGCCAACCUGGACUGGCUAUUAGCAUGACAGCUCCCUAUUUGAGAAGCUUUCUAAGGUUAUACCAGUGGUCGUUAAUACACGACUUACUGUUUCUUGUAAAAAAAGGUGCUGCAGUAGAAAUUUCAUCACCGUGGCCCUAAAGGAGAAAUAGAAAAAAGAUGCAAUUUGUUCAAGAGCCAUUUGGGUUGCCAGGAUUGAAGGGGCCAUGAUCGCUGAUGUGAACUAACGAACAUCCAUUGUCAUCAUGAAUGUGCUCCUUAAAUUUCAUAU
Molecule: messenger RNA, 2948 nt
Organism: Momordica charantia (bitter melon)
Lineage: Eukaryota; Viridiplantae; Streptophyta; Magnoliopsida; Cucurbitales; Cucurbitaceae
Source: RefSeq, a predicted model, not a curated record